Molecule: messenger RNA, 6278 nt
Organism: Chiloscyllium plagiosum (whitespotted bambooshark)
Lineage: Eukaryota; Metazoa; Chordata; Chondrichthyes; Orectolobiformes; Hemiscylliidae
Product: ADP-ribosylation factor 6
Molecular function (GO): GTPase activity; GTP binding
Source: RefSeq, a predicted model, not a curated record
GGCCAUUUUAAAAGUUGCCGAGUGGGAGGUGGGGGGUAAGCGAACGAGAAGUGAGUGAGUGUGCGCGCAUGCUCGGUCGCUUGCUGUAAUCUACAUCCGCGCCCUUUCCUCUCCGGCACUCGGAGUUCAGCUCCAUCCACAUCUAAUUAUCUACGUGGGGGAAAAAAAAAAUACAAUUAAUUCGCAAGCGGGGAAGAGAGGAACAGCGCCAGAGGAUGAAAUGCAAUCAAUAUGAAGCGAAGGGAAAGCAGCAGUGCGGAAGCGGACGGGUGAAAUUGUGAAUCGAGGCGCUGGCUACAAAUUGGAUACUUUGUAUCAAAGGGCCUGAAUCGGAUCACACAACGUUCCAUUGAAACUGGGCGCUGCAUUCAUCGGUUCCGUCGCUGCCCUCGACUCUUUCUCGCUUCGUUUCAUCUCGGAAAUUUGUGUGCUACCUCAAUACACACACUCUCUUCUCCACCCCAACCCCCCUUCCCCCCCCCCCCCUUUUUUUCCCCUCUCCUUUUCUUUUCCCCCCCACCCCUGCCCUCUCCCGUCCCCAACCCUCCCCAGCACACCGAAGAUGGGCGGCGCGUUCGCCAAGAUAUUCGGCAGCAAGGAGAUGAGGAUACUGAUGCUGGGCUUGGACGCCGCCGGCAAGACCACUAUCCUGUACAAGCUGAAGCUGGGCCAGUCGGUCACCACCAUUCCCACGGUGGGCUUCAACGUGGAGACGGUCACCUACAAGAACGUGAAGUUCAACGUGUGGGACGUGGGCGGCCAGGAUAAGAUCAGGCCGCUGUGGCGGCACUACUACACGGGCACGCAGGGGUUAAUCUUCGUGGUGGAUUGCGCCGACCGAGACCGCAUCGACGAGGCCAAGCAGGAACUGCACCGGAUCAUCAACGACCGCGAGAUGAGGGAUGCCAUCAUCCUGAUCUUCGCUAACAAGCAGGACCUGCCCGAUGCCAUGAAGCCACACGAGAUUCAGGAGAAGCUGGGAUUGACCAGGAUCAGGGACAGGAAUUGGUAUGUGCAGCCGUCCUGCGCCACCUCAGGAGACGGACUCCAUGAGGGACUCACCUGGUUAAAUUCAAAUUACAAAUCCUAACUUCACGAGGAAGACGGCGACGCCCUGGGUUUUGUUCUGAACUGAUUAGGUUGGAUUAAACCUUAUAGAGAAAUGCUAACUUGUACAAGACCAAAAGUUUAAUGAAAAUGAUUUUUUUUUAAUGCUUUGGGAAGGGAGGGGGAAAAAGAAAUUUCACCACCGGCUAAUUCUGACGUUUUCAGUGCCGGGCACAGACCAGUCAGGGCCUACACUAGAAGUGAAAACAUAAGAGAUUUAUUAAAGGGAGGAGGUCACGUCUAUUCACAGGCUAUGCAAUGGUGGGAAAGAUUCUGCCCACUCCAUUCCUUUGGAACGCUGCUGUUCAGUGACAGAUCUCUCUAAAACAAUUACAAUCGGCUGCUUUUUUUUGUGGGGGUGGUGGUCUCAAUAGGGUCCUUAUGUGACACACAUUGUGCUAUGCAAGAGAGAUGUUUAAACAGUUUCAAUUGAAGGCGCUUCCUGAUCUUUAACCCUUCCCCCACCCCACCCCUUUUUGAUUAGCCAUAAUUUCUAUUAAUAAAGCCAAACAUUUUUGGCCUAGGUUUUUAUUGCCUCUUCACAUUAAGAUUCUGGACUGUUGUGGACAAUAGUCUAGCUUCAGGUAUCUGGGUGGUGGCUUGAAGUUAUUUUUGUAUCAGAUUUAUAUAAAAGGAAUAUGUCAUGCCAAGGGAACCCUUUAAGGUUUCCAUUUUUCCCAUGACCACACCCUCUUCAAACUAAAUUGGGAUUUGUUUGGGAUUUUCCUCCCCCUGCCUGACCUCUAAUGUAGCAAAACCAGCUAAGGUCCCACAUGCCCCUCUGACUGGAAAGUGCACUUGAAUAUGUGUGUGUGUCUCUCUCUCACUCUCUCCCCUCAUCUGCCAAAUAUUUAUUACAAGGGACAAAUGUCCAUUCUGAUGAGGUAUAAUGUGAGUGGGAGCCUUCAGGAGAGCAGUGGAAUGACAGAGUUGAAAUAAGACUGUUUCUUGCUUAUCCUGAUGAAUCAUGGUCAUUACAGCAUAGCAAGCCAUUGAGUCCAUGCCCGUUCACAUUCUGAAAAUUUAACAAGUUUCCAUCUUCCUAAAAGAGCAGGAUAUUGAUUUCCCACACUCCCACCAAAAAAAUUGCAAAACAAGCUUUUCCCAGUAUUUAAUUUUGGGAGGGAGGUGCAGGAGACCAUUCAACCUUGAGCUUUUCAGUAUUCUGUUUUGAGCACAACUGAUUGGUAGCUCUGUUCUUUUUAUGUUGGCUUCAUAUCCCUAGAUUGCCUUGCCUGAAAAAUCUAUUGAUUUUUCAUUUUGAAAUUGUCCAUUGUCCCAUUAUGAUCGGCUAUUGGAAGAGAGUUCCAGAGUUUUACCAUCCUCUGAGAAAUACUUCUGAUUUUUUUUCCCUCUCUUCUCUCCUGCAUAGCCUAGUUCUAAUUUUAAGGUCAUGUUCUCUUCAGAAGGUACCUGCUUAUCUAUGCUAUUGAAUUCCUUUUAACAUUUUAAAGACCUUGGUUUUAUUGCCUCUUAACCUUUGGAAUGAAAACCAAGGUUUUGCAACAUGUUCCUAAUUGAACCCUUUUAAGACCUGGACUGUGAUUCGGUUGACUGGUAUGGCCCAAGCUUAUUGCUUCCUGUGACGUCUCCAUGUUCUAUACCCCCCCCCUCCCACCACCAGUGGAAUGGGUGUACACGUAUGCAUUUCAAGAGAGGAUGGAAUUGGGCUCUGCUAUAAUGCACCCCUUGAUAAUACUGACACUUAACUGUCCAGGCCUUGAAGGUGUCUUGAAGGAAAGGUGUUUAGUUCAAUGUGCACCCUCUGGUACAGGAGGGGCUAAACCUCAAGGGUGUGCCGACUUACAAGAUGAGAUCUUCCAAUGGUGUUUGGGUGCAAAUAGUGGAGGUUUGUUUUUGGGAUGUGGUUGCAAGUUGCUUUCAGAAUGAUUUGGGUUUUACUUGCAUUUCUAAGAGGAAGUUUUACGUUAGUUCUGUGUUCUAGGGGAUGGUUUCAGGUAACUUCUUCUAAUAUUACAGUAGAAUUUAGGGUAGGAUCAAACCAACCAAUGCUCAAGCAAAGCUUGAAUUAUUCAGUUGAUAUAAAAGGUACUCACUCAGGGCUGUCCAUACACACAUUGGUCUGGAUGUUCCUUUUUUCUCUGGACCUUGUUUGACAGAUACCCAGGGUAACUAUCGAGACCAGAUGCUCCCAGAAUCUAUUGCAAGCAUCCGCUAUAGAACUUGAUCCCAGCUGAGGGCUUUGGAACUACUGCCAUGAUCGGCUGGAUUAUCAACUCAAUCCCACCUUCCAGUUAAUGUGAGGGCUCUUGGGUAAAAAAUAGCAAGAAUCUUUUCCAGAAGAGAGACCAGCCCAUGGCUCCCAGUGGUUUUCAGUAGCACAGUUGGAGGUGGAAUUGGGGGGGGUGUUAAAUAAUGGAAAGUGAAGAAAAUAAUGCUAUAGGCUUUUGGAAUCUGUCCCAGAAUCUCUAUAGACAUUUAGGUUCAUGUGAUUUUGUUUCCCCUCUGUGCUUGUGACUUGGAGCACAUGGUGGUGCAGAGCUGUCAAUCUACCCAUCUCCCUCCCUUCUCGUUCUUGGUUCAUUUUUUGUUGCUGAAACGCUGCACUUAGUCCCUCAUGGCCUGCUCUGUAAGGUCCUCAAUGUCCUCUGCUAGAGCCCUUUUUAGUUUGGCCUAUCUGGAAGGGGAAGAAUGGUUUCCAUGCAGUGCCAUGUAGAUACCAGUAGCUGUCAUUACUGAGCAUUUCCAGUCCAGUGCUUCCGGCAUCUGGUGGAAGAUGCAAGGUGAUGCUAUCAACAUUUCUGUAGGUGCACAGGAAAAAGACUUUGCAUUGAAAUAGAUACCUUGCCUUUUUUUUUAAAAAAAAAAAGUCCUGUAUUCUGAAGCCACCUUAUGGUGUGCAAUACUGUACUGGUGUGGAGGUGGCAUCAUAGAGCUGCAUUUCAUAGGUUUCCUGCGGAUCUCCCCACCUGGGGAUGGGACAGCAAGUGGAGAAGAUUCAUUCAGCCUAUGGCAUCCCUGAAUUGGGGACCCAUCCUCUAGAUCCAUUGCCUGACCUUGUUGUGAUUUUACAAAAAAAUGCAGGUGAAAGAUGAGAAUUGCAAAUAAUUGGGUGAGGCCAGGAAGUUCAUAGCUUUUAUUUUAUUUAAAAGCCUCUAUCAGCUUUUAAUAUCACAAAAUGGACCUACAUCAAUAUAGUUUCAAGUGCAAAUUGUGUGCCAAAAUAGGUGACUUGAUGUGUUGAGGUACUUAGCCUCAACUUGCAAUUUAUUGAAGGUUACAGGUUGAUGCUGUCCACAAGCAAAGUAUAAUGUAUGUCCCCCCUCUCCUGGCUCUGUCUGUCUGCUUCAUAAAGCACUGAAUGACCUGUUACCUUUAAAGGAUGCUGGGUGUGACCCUGCUAGGCACUUUGCACAGCAGCCUUGCAGAGUUGGCACUCAGUUCCGCAAUCUGCACUGAACUGUCACAAAUGGCAAGUUUUGUUUUUUCUCCAAAACCCCAGUCCCACGUGGCUACAUUUAACUCUAUCAAAAUUUGAAAUUGGGGACUGGGUCAAACAUCAGGGACCUGGCUUCAAAACCAGUGAAAUCAAGCUGGGGAGGGUCGCCUCAACUUAUUGGUAAGCACAGACCUGCAGUACAAGGCUGAACAAUUAAGCACUGAAUGUCAGUGUUGCUGCAAAAUGUUUGUGUGUGAGGUGACCACAUCGAUAGUACAGUAAUGCCUACUGUUCUGAGACUGGGGCACAGCAUUAGGGAAGAUGGAACAUAACCUUAACUUAUGUCAUUGCUGACCUGGGUGAUUCAUCUAACCUGAGCCGCUCCUGCCCCAGGAAUGUUUGGGACAAUGUGAAAAACAGCUAUACUCUUAUUGUACAUGUCCUGGGAGUGUAGAGGGAACUUUACUUUGCACAUAACUUUUACUGUACCUGCCUCAGAUUCUGGAUGCUGAUACUGGUAUAUAAAAUUCUGCAGCACCAUGAUGGAACAUUAAACGCUAAAGAAAAUUGGAGGUUUUGGGAUAAAAUGCUGUAAAUGUAGCCUCAAUAAAGACUUGCGCCAGUUAUUUCUGCAGGACUUCUCUUGAUCACUUGAUGCAGCUGUUUUUUAUGUGUGGGGUGGGGGGAAGGAAGUUGAGGACUCGGGAUUCUAGUGCAAAAACACACCGGAAUUGUUUUUUCUUGUGUUUCUGCCAAAGUUAUGACAAUUGGGGUGGUACAAUGGAGUUGUCCCCCCCUUGUGUUCAGUCAAGGGAGUCUGGUGGCAUGAUACUUAAUUGGUCUCUAAAUGACUCUGAAAGAAAGCAUUGUGCUGAAGGGUGGGAUGGGCAGCUCCAACUACAUGUGCUCCUGGGAAUGUUAUCUCUAUUCCUUCACCUGUUCUGCCCUUGUCUACUUUCCCAUUAUGUCCACCAUGUCCAUAUCUUUGCUGUGUGAUGACAUCUAAAGCCAACAGGCUCAUUAGCUGAAUGGAUAAUUCUUAAUCAUUGGCCAGUGGCCUUUUCCCUAUCUUCCACAUAUCAAAAUUAUUUAUUACCUGAUAUGCAAGAGAUGAAAUAAUAUUUAUUAUAAUGUUUCAAUAACCUUUCUCCCUGAGUUGCUCCCAGAAGGAUCCUGGAUAUUACAAAUUCAGGAGAAUCUAGGGCAGUCCUGGAGAAUUGGCACCCCAAUUAUGUGCCUCAGCCUUGGGGAAGGUGACUGAAGUUUAUUAUCCCGUGUGCAAGCUGUUCCACUUACACCUCAGAGCUGGCACUGUCUGGUGCAGUUUAGGUAGUGGGAAUCCCCCUCCCUUGGUGGUGUUAUCAUUUUUGGUCUGUUGAGAAAAGAAAUUAUAUGUAUACUAAAAAUGUUCAUGGUGAAUCUUCAAAUUGGGAAUGUGAUUUUUGGGAAAAGGUAUAAUGCUGUUGUGAUGAAAAGAUGGAUGCAUGAUGUUGGUUGCUUCUUGACCAAAGGGAAGGCAGGUGUCACAGUGCCGUGGCUUCCCUCCAGACAUCUGGGAAAAACUGGCCAGGCAUUUAAUCCUAAAAUAGCCCAAAUAGAGCUGCUGAUAUCCACUAGAACAAGUCCACAGUGAGAGUUGAUCAACAGGGGGUUGUUGGAGCUGAAAGUCGCAACAUCCACAAAAGGAAAAAGCAAUUGAGCUCUUUGGAGAAACUAUCAUUGCAGACUUUUCUUAAAGGAUAAUGUUCUCUGAAUAAACUGAAAUUCUGAA